ACGACAAAGGAAAAUGCGGAAGCUGUAACCGGAAGUACAGCACUGGAUGAAAAGUUGGCUGCCUGGCAAGCGAAUUCUCUCAGUUCUUUUAAGACAAAAUAUGGAAGGGUUGAUGACAACGUUCAUGUAAGUUACUGAUCGUUCUGUUGUUGAAGAACAAAUAGAAAGGUGGUCGCUUUGGAACCAUAGACCGUGUCGUCGAAAUUGUCGGAGGAAGUAACGCUACGCCGUGUUACCUCCCUGGCUUGGUAACUUGACUAGCUAGUUGAAGACAGUACCGUUAUAACUGAAGCUGCUAGCCAGCAAAAGGAUAUCCUUAGAUUCAGAGACAACAUGGCGGACUCCAGCAGCAGUAAACCCUUCAUGGUCACCUCCUCCCUCAACUUUAAAGUCACCACACCCUCCUUCUACAACCAACCAAAGAAGUUUGCCUCAGUUGCCCCGCCACGCCCCAAAAGCCAGUCUGAUACAUCGCCUCCAGAAGGCCCUUCUCCUCCCCCAGGACUGGCAUCCUCAACACGUGGUGUCGGCACUGCUGUCAUUGGUCGAGUUGGAGAGAUGCCUCCACCACCACCAUCACUCUGUGCAGACUUCCCGCCCCCUCCUCCUCCACUGGAUGAUGAGCUGCCAGCCCCUCCCCCGGAUUGUGCAACUACACCCCCAGCUUCUGAUGCCCCUCCCCCAGCUUUCCCUGCCCCUCCCCCUCCCGCAGUGGAUGACCUACCUCUUCCCCCUGCCCCGUCUGAGGAGAAUGCCUGUCUCCCCCAUUCUGUGUCUCCUCCUCCUCCUCCUCCACCCCCUCCCCCUCUCCCAGUCUCUGCUCCUAGCAGUGUUCCCAGUGCCUUGGGGAACCCUCAGCGUCUGGUACAGAAGCAGACUAGUUUUGACAAACAGCUUGACUCCCUGACUGAUCUGCUGUCUGAGAUGGAGACCAGAGGACCCUUCAACCCCAAGUUGCCCAGUCAGCACUCUGCUCCUCCUCCUGCCGCUAAACCUACAGCACCUCCUCCUACCACGCCCAAGCCCAACCUUUCCUUCCUCCCCCCUCCAGAGAUGGGAGACAAGCCCCCUCCUGCACCAUGGGCCAAGGAGCUCAAACUCAGAUCGACAAACAGACAGGCAAAUGACAGCUCUACAUCGGCUUCUGCUCCCGCCCCUACACCACAGCCAUUGGCUAAGGCCCCGGUGGUGGCCCCUAAGGCUUUUGGGGGGAUGAAGACAGGGACAUCGGUGCCUCCUGUGAGCUUGAAGAACCAGAACCAAGCUCCGGCUCCGUUUGGAGUUGCUCCUAUGCCUUCCCAUGGAGCCAGCUCCUUCCCUCCUGCUCCCUCAGCUCCUCCCGCCCCUCCAGCCAACCCAGUGGCUCCCCCAGCCGUCAAUCACCCAAAGCCCUCUUCCACAGGUUCUCAGAUGACCGUGAGCCCGUCCCCACCUGCACCCUCCCCUCAGCCCAAAACGAUGCCAUCAGCCCCUUCUUCUUACAGCCAGCCAAUGAAAUCAUCAAAGCCCUCGCCCCCUGGCCCAGUGUCUGUCCCAGGUGGAGGUGUCCCUCUGUCCAUGAGGGAGGUGGAGGAGCUGGAGAGAAUGACCCAUGCAUUCAUCAAAGACAUGGAUUCUCACGCACCGGUCAUCACCUCUCCACCUACAGAUGUGUGUGGAAAGUGUGGAGAGGCCCUGUCUCGUUCCCAGCCAGCAGUUAAAGCCAUGAACCAACUGUUCCACUCGGACUGUUUCUGCUGUAUGAGCUGCCAGCGCCCCCUGCAGGGCAUGCAGUUCUACGACCGUGACGGGGCUCCGCAGUGUGAGGACUGCUACACUAGUUCUCUGGCGGUGUGUUCACGUUGCGGGGAGCGCAUAACCGACCGCGUGUUGAAGGCCGUGGGCCAGUGCUUCCAUGCCCAUUGUUUUCGCUGCUGCACAUGUGCCUGCAGCCUGGAAGGGGCGCCCUUCAUCACGGACGACAACAACAACCCCUACUGUGUCCCAGAUUACCACAGGCGCUUCUCCCCCCUGUGUGUGAGCUGUAAUGAGCCCAUAGUCCCCGAUGCCGGCAGCGAGGAGACCGUGAGGGUUGUGGCCCUGGAGAAGAACUUCCACCUCAAGUGCUACCGCUGUGAGGAUUGUUCCCGCCCCCUCUCCAUAGAGGCUGAUGCAGAUGGCUGCUACCCAUUGGAUGGCAAGAUCCUGUGCAUGAAGUGCCACACCCAGCGGGCCAAGGCCAAGGCGUGAUUGGUGGAUACGUCAACUAUUCAAACCAAACUAUGAACCAAAUCCAAGGCACAGGAUCCAUUCAGCUUCUGCCGUUCUGUCAUUUCAGCAGGGCCGUGCGUGCGUGCGUGCGUGCGUGCGUGCCUGAGAGUAUGUUUGCAUGCAGAUAGGUUUUCCCUCUGUCCUCUUUCUGGUUGUUCCCUGUCUCUUGGUUCAGAGGUAAUGUACUGCAUUGAGAGAUGCCCCGUCUACCCCAAAGUGUUAACGCCUAUUCACCACUUUACACUAACAGGAAAAGAUUUGAUAAGGUUUUACUUUUUACCAUCCAGCUUUCUUAUUUUCCGAGGCCUAUGGCGCUGCAGUGUUAGGAAGGGAAAGUGGAUUUGUAAGAUGUUGCCCCGUACUGGUUAUGGUUGGGUGUGGAGGUGGUUAGUCCUGCACCUGUUCCUAUUGGUGACCUUUUACCAAGACAUAACAGUAUAACCCCCUGAUCCCAGUGCACCAGGAAUUAAACCAAUUCAUGUUCCCCUGCAUCUCCUGUAGUGUGGAACGUGUGUGGGUUGGUGGCAUCCUAAAGCACUUUGGGAGAUGUAGUGCCUGCAAGCAUACAAGUCGCUUAAUUGCCUUUUGGGAGUGCUUUCUACAGGUCAACACACACCUUGAUGGUAGCAGAGCAGUGUGCUGUAGGAAAUGUAGUUCUUCUAAGGCUAAAAACUGAGUGCAAAAGAAUAUUGAAUGUGGAUCUUGUAUAUUGGUGUUUGUGUGUGUGUGUAUUGCUUAUUGGGUUGUAACAUCUACAGCCAGUUGUCCUCAGAAUGAGGGAGAAAUAAGAUAGAAAUUUAAAAAGUAUUUCUGUGUGAAAAGAAUUGAAAGUGUAAUAGGCCAUUUUAAGAUAAUUCGAUAAUACAGUUGCACGCUAGCAAGAACAAAUCGGUUAAACGUUUGCAAGCACUGAUUCAUUCCUAUGAUCUCAUGAUAAGUAGAGUACUGUAGUUUAGCAAGGGCAGCAUGGCAUAGAACAGCAUCUGUGUUCUAAGUAGAAGUGUCUUUAACUAAAGAUCUAGAAUCAGAUUGUCAUAUCCCUAAUACCAUCCCUAAUCUUAAUUUAAAGGGACAUCUGAUCCUACAUCAGUAGUUAUGUUCAAAAACUACUUCAGGACCAUGCACGACUCCAUUAGUUUACCUUAAGGUCAAUAGAACUAAUAAGAUCUCAUACAUGUAGUAUCAUUAGCUUUCUGAACACACCUGCACACUAAAUAAUAAUGUGUCUAUUGACAAUGAUAAUUACAAGUGCUUUAACUAAACAUCUGGAUUCUGAAAUGCUUAGUAUUUUGGGCAUUUGCAGCCCUGAAAAUUGUUAUAAAACUGAUUCAGUGUUUUCAGUAUUAUGUACCAGAUCAAAUGAAAGCACAGCAGACAGUGUCAGCGCAGUCAGCUGCACUUCAGUGUUGGUAAUAUGUCUCAACAUAUAUCAGGCCCAAAUAAUGGUCACUCACAUGCAUCAAACCUUUAACUCACUGCCUUUGGGGUGGAAUUCACUAUUCUAUGUUUUUUUGUGUGUGUGGUAAUACAUCAUAUUGUUAUUUUCUCAUAUUCCAAUUAAUACUACUGUUUUCAAUACUAAUUUUAGUGUAUUUUAAUGUCUAUCAGUUAUAGUUACUCUGCUUCUAAUCUCACUGUACUGUAUUUGAUUGAGUACUAUUUUUCCCUCUGAUAUUUAUGUGAAACUUGAUGUGUUUGGCACCACAGUAUUCCCCCCACACCGGUUCAGACUGCUGUGGCCCCCUAACACCAAUUUCUGCACAUUCCUCAGUCUAGCAUAGUGCCACAACACCAAGGACAAACCUAACAUCUGUCCUAGAUAUGACUCAUUUAACAUGUGACCAUGCUGUUGUCAUCAGUUUGAGACCAAUUGGGUGCUGAUACGUUAGAAACACCACUUUGUUCCCUAUGCAUUUAUUUAAUGAUUGCCUUGUUUUUUCAUUUUUUUUUUCAUUUUAUAAAUUCCUCUUUUAUAUUCGUGUGAAUGUGUAUAUGUUUACGGUUCCAAACAUGCCAACCAGUACAUGUCUUUCUCUUCUUUCAAUAAACUGUAUUCAAAAUAAAACUCAUACAAAUACA
Messenger RNA from Esox lucius (northern pike), 4329 nucleotides. RefSeq names its product zyxin (gene zyx). Lineage: Eukaryota; Metazoa; Chordata; Actinopteri; Esociformes; Esocidae. Gene Ontology annotation, biological process: integrin-mediated signaling pathway; transforming growth factor beta receptor signaling pathway. The transcript has 10 exons. Bases 334 to 2229 code for a protein of 631 amino acids. The record is from RefSeq and is a predicted model, not a curated record.